Messenger RNA from Daldinia decipiens, 1167 nucleotides. RefSeq lists its product as uncharacterized. Lineage: Eukaryota; Fungi; Ascomycota; Sordariomycetes; Xylariales; Hypoxylaceae. The coding region runs from base 1 to 1167 and encodes 388 amino acids. The record is from RefSeq and is a predicted model, not a curated record. The transcript has a single exon.
AUGAGCCCUAAGGAUAUCGACGAGUCACGAUUGUACUGUGAGAAGCACAUGCUCAUGACUUGUAAGAUAUGUCUGCAUAGUGUCAACGUAGCCUCCGACGGUACAAUCCCAAAGAAUGCAACUGACCUAUUCCGUCCUGAUGGGAUUUAUGCGGUUGAACCGCAAUUUCAACUUGCCCAUACACUUGAUAUUGAUAGAUUGGGGUAUAUAGAUGGUUUACACCCAGACAAAGAGAGAAAGCUGCCUCAUAUUGAUCUACUAAAGGCCAUCAAUAACGGUAGUCCAUAUUAUGACUGCAAUUCAUGUGGUCUUACUUACCUCGCAGGUGGUGGGCCUGGGUCCUUCGCUGCACAUCCCUCUCAUGUUUGCUCGGAUGGAGAGCGAUAUUUGAUAGCCAGACUAUCUGCAUCAAAGUUUACCUGCGACUCGAAAAAGACUGUAUGGCAUGGAUCCUUCCAUUUCGGAGACAAGUCCCCUUUAAACGCCCACUACCAAUGUAUAGGAAAGAUUGACAGUAGAAGUGCAGAAUGGAACCUUGACAAUUCUGAGCUAGGGACUCUAACCCAAUUGCUAACAUCGGUAGAAAAAGAGGUUUUCCCCCACAGGCGAAAGCUUGUUGACGAACACGUCUACACGAAUAGCGCCUACUUCGCCGGGCGAGCUCGACGAUUCCAAUUGAUAGUGAUCACUACUCUCAGUAAAACUCUUCUCAGUUUUUUGGGUAGAGUACAGACCUUGAAAUAUAGCCCGAAGAAACAGGCUUACUACGAGAACAAUAGGUUUGGAAUUGUCAAAAGAAUGUAUCCUACUACCGAGGAACGACGUCGCUUGACAGCAAAGUUAUUCGCGGGGCUUAAGCGCCUGGCUAAGCUUGGUAUACAGGUGCAUUGGUCUCCCGGCACAAAAUCUAUGUAUAAGAAGAGAGUCUUCCUUAACGAGCCACAUGUAGUCCCACCGGUACUGAACGAGUCCCAAAACGACCCACCCGCUGAGAAAGAUGUGGAACCGGGCGAAGACGUAGAGGAGGAUGAGUUGAUAGAAGGUGAUUCUCUUGAGGGUAUACCAGACCAGGACCAAUUCCAGAACAUUGAAUACGUUCCGAGUCCCGAGGAAGAUGCUGAGACCCAGGACGCCGUCCAGGAUGCUUCCUCUAACCCGGCCAAGUAG